Molecule: messenger RNA, 846 nt
Organism: Penicillium egyptiacum
Lineage: Eukaryota; Fungi; Ascomycota; Eurotiomycetes; Eurotiales; Aspergillaceae
Source: the annotation of a GenBank genome assembly
AUGUACACAUUCAAUAAUAAGCUGUACCUCGGGUCCCUUUUGGCCCUGCAGGCCUGCACCAAGGUCAUGGGCGCCUCAGCUACAUCGGGUGUCCUCGAAGUCGACUUGGUCUUCCCACGCAAUGAGACAUACGCGCCCUCCGCACAGAUGCCCGUCGUGUUUGCCAUUCAGAACCCACAUCUGGUUGCGCCGCUCAACAUGAACGUUUCUUACAUUAUCACGCCUCCCCGCGAUUACAAUAACAUGGGCGAGCCAAGCCUAUUCAAUUUGAACUCGACCAGCUCCUCUGACAGCGAUCCUUACUUCCUCUAUAACAACACUGACUUGGUCAACACCGAGGGCACGUGGGAACUCACCUGGAUCGUGGAAUACGGACGUUGCACCGGGUCCAGUGGGGGUAUUAUGUUUUACCCCAGCAAUUCCACAAUUGAUAGUAUCAUCUUCACCACCAAGGGUGGCGCGGCGAAGCCGGACCUCAUUGCUGCCAGCAAGAAAGAUACCUGCGCUACAGGUAUUGCAGCCUGGAAUGUUACGGGGGCAAUGGAUGUGGAAGGCACCGAUUGGGGCGGUCAUGACACCUGCGCGGUCGUUUCGAAGAGAUCACCAUGGGCUACUGUGGACCCUUGUGCGGUCAAGUUCGACUCUGCUACUGCUUCAAAUAUCUCGGCUGCCUUGAAUGUCACUGCGGAUGACAAAGACUCCGCAGAUGAGAAACAUUCUGGAGAUGAGAAGGAUUCUGACGAGAAAGAUCCUGCGGCUGAUAAUGCGGGCGCAGUGCAUCUGCCGGUGGGUGGAGUGACAUUGCUGACAGCGGUUUUCGCUGGGCUCACUUACAUCCUUGCAUAG